Molecule: messenger RNA, 2390 nt
Organism: Gossypium raimondii (Peruvian cotton)
Lineage: Eukaryota; Viridiplantae; Streptophyta; Magnoliopsida; Malvales; Malvaceae
Product: probable serine/threonine-protein kinase PBL17
Exons: 6
Coding region: 689-1873 (394 amino acids)
Biological process (GO): protein phosphorylation
Molecular function (GO): protein kinase activity; ATP binding
Source: RefSeq, a predicted model, not a curated record
ACCUGCAAAAGGUUUAAUUGCUGUGAUGCUUUUAAAGAAGGAUCUAAAUAUAAGCGAUUAAAUUGAUGGAUGAAAUUUGUAUUAAAUAAAAAAAGUAAUGGCAUCUUUAUCGAGUAGAUUUUGCCUACAACGAAUGAAUGGCAAGAUGUGAGGAGGUUGUAUUGUUAGCAAAACAUGGGGUCCCGUUUUGCUUGGCGUUUUUGGUGGCUGAGCCUCUGAAAAUAAAGCAAAAAUAAAAAAUAAAGAGAAAACCAGUAAUCUUUUGACGGGAUGAAACUUUCUGACUGUGAUUUUUGGGUUUCUUUUAGGCUCCCACUUUCUGCGGUGUUGGUUUUCCAUUUUUGUCAAUUGGAUCGGUGUAAUUCCCGGCGAGAUUCGGUCUCAUCCGGAUUGGAUCCGGACCCCUCUUUUAACAACAUUGAGUUCAUUUUGAAUUUGAAUGAAAUAGGAUGCUCUCAUAAAAUAUAUUGUUGUUAAAGCAAUAGGGAUACAAAAUCCGUAUUCAUAUUAACUAUCAUAGUGUAUUGGAUUUUAAUGGGGAACUGUUUAAGCAUUGAGGGGCAACUGCAUCAACAUUGUCACCAUCUCCAAUCUCUCAGCAAAUGUUCAGAUACUGCUUUACUAUGAACAACUUCGGACAGAGGACUUAAAAAGUUAAAGAUACUGCCUCUCCAACAAAAAAACAGAAAUGCAGGACUCACCUGAAACCAAAAUCCCAUGCAUCCUUCCUUUGGCAGCCAAGGAUGUCAAAGAUCUGCUGCAGAAUCCUGGAUAUAGCAAUGUUGAUAUAUUCACAUAUGAGGAGAUGAGGCUGGCUACAAAUCAAUUCAGGCCAGACUAUAUUCUUGGUGAGGGUGGCUUUGGGGCUGUUUACAAAGGAGUAAUAGAUGAGACUGUGAGGCCCGGUUAUACAUCUACAGCAGUCGCAAUUAAGGAGCUUAAUCCUGAUGGGUUCCAAGGUGACAGAGAAUGGCUGACUGAAGUCAACUAUCUAGGGCAACUCAGCCAUUCAAAUCUUGUGAAGCUCAUUGGAUACUGUUGUGAGGAUGAGCAUCGACUGCUUGUCUAUGAAUACAUGGCAAGUGGAAGCCUUGAAAAGCACCUUUUCCGCAGGGUUGGUUGCAGUUUGACUUGGUCAAAAAGGAUGAAGAUUGCUUUAGAUGCAGCAAAAGGGCUUGCUUUUCUUCAUGGUGCCGAAAGACCUAUCAUAUAUCGUGACUUCAAGACAUCAAACAUCUUAUUGGAUGCGGACUUCAAUGCAAAGCUCGCAGACUUUGGACUUGCAAAGGAUGGACCAACUGGAGACCAGACCCAUGUGUCAACACGAGUGAUGGGCACAUACGGAUAUGCUGCUCCUGAAUAUGUUAUGACUGGCCAUUUAACGGCAAGAAGUGAUGUUUAUGGAUACGGAGUAGUGUUACUAGAGAUGCUCCUUGGAAGAAGAGCAAUGGACAAAUGCAGGCCUAGCCGAGAGCAUAACCUGGUUGAGUGGGCUCGUCCGCUCUUGAACCAUAAUAAGAAGGUUCUGAGGAUCUUAGACCCUAAAAUGGAUGGUCAGUACUCAGCUAAAACUGCAAGAAAGGUAGCCAAUUUAGCCUAUCAAUGCCUUAGCCAAAACCCAAAAGGGAGACCUCUCAUGAAUGAAGUGGUUGAAUUACUUGAAACACUUGAGACAAAUGAUGAUAGUCAGGAAGAGGCUUGCACUUCUGUGAAGAAGAGGAACUCUGGCAGAACUGGAAGUCACAGAGAAGGGAGUGCAGACAGAAGCAGAUCAACAAAUGUAAGAAGCAGGAGUGAACCUCCCAAAGAAUGUGAACUUUAUGAUCCUACAAGUUUUGAAACGGAAGAGAAGUCUGAAUCCGACAGAGGUUGAAUCUGUAGCAAAUGAGAGUGGAAAGUUGGAAAGUGUUGAAAAGAUUUAUGCGAGGAUCUGUUGUUUUAGUCUUGAGAGCUGCCACUUGCACUUGCUGUCACAGUGGAGUUUUCUCAGCUGGUACAUGCAUUUAUAAAUUAAAAUUUAAGGGUGGAUGAUGUACCUUUCCAUUUUCAGAUUGUUGGAAAGAUAGUAAGGAAUUAUGGUACAACUGGUCACCAUAUGCAGUUUUGAAAGAGUAGUAAUUGGGAAUUGGGACAACAUGGUCCUCCAGUCUUCUUUUGCAUCUGUUAAUCAAUGCUGGGGCCUGAGCACUUGUAAGUUUUGUCUGCAUAGUAUGCAUUUGCUUCUACGGCCGUCAUUGAAUCUAUUGUGAAUGAAACAGCAAGAUUCAAUGUCUCUUUUUCUCCAUCAGCUCAAUGGAUUAUAUGAGCAAGACAAGGUUAUUGUGCUACGUAUAUUUAUUUAUUAAUUAUUAUUAUUUCAUUGAAUCUAAAAUUGAUCAUAUUUUUCUUAA